Molecule: messenger RNA, 186 nt
Organism: Coniosporium apollinis CBS 100218
Lineage: Eukaryota; Fungi; Ascomycota; Dothideomycetes
Exons: 1
Coding region: 1-186 (61 amino acids)
Source: RefSeq, a predicted model, not a curated record
AUGCUCAUAGCCAAUGAGGCGGGCCCCGAGCUUUCAGACCUCGAUGACUCUGCCAGCUUCGCCAACCUAGGCGUUAACAGCCUUAUGAGUCUGGUAGUUUCGGAGAAGAUCCGGACGGAACUGGACGUCAAGGUCAGCGGCAGUCUGUUUUUGGACUGCCCUACCAUAGGAGACCUGAAGGCGUGA